Molecule: messenger RNA, 430 nt
Organism: Aspergillus brunneoviolaceus CBS 621.78
Lineage: Eukaryota; Fungi; Ascomycota; Eurotiomycetes; Eurotiales; Aspergillaceae
Exons: 1
Coding region: 139-342 (67 amino acids)
Source: RefSeq, a predicted model, not a curated record
UGAAGAGCCAUCCAUAUCAACCCUCACCCUCAAUUCUCACGUCAACCCUAUAACUUACUACACAAACAUCCUCCAUAACCAAACCCUCCAAACCGUCUCUUCAGCACAACUCCACCACCUCCUAGAUAUCACCAGAAGAUGUGCGGCCCCACCCGCCCCAGCACCGGCAACCUCAUCGCCAUCAUCUUCCCCUCCCCCGAAAAGUCCUCCUCCUACUCCCUGACCUUCAGCCACGACACGCGCACUCCCGACGGCCCGACGAGGGCGAUCUUCCGAUUCCCCGAUCCCAAGGUCCGGGAUAUCUUUGCCGCUGCCCGGGGGGUGGACUUGCGGAUCGAGUGAGUUGCUUCCAUUCCCCCCUUUCAUGCUGUGGUGGGUUCUUCUCGUCUUCUUUGCGCAGAGCUAAUACUUUUGGCGGUUGGGGAUAGGA